CUCACCGUCACCGGUGCAUCCCGCAAGCCACAAUUGUCCGAUUACAUCCGCCCCAGUUUCUUGUCUUCAGUGGAUCGCCUUCAACAUGUCGUCCCAACUCGUUCUGGGACAUGGCUUCUUCGCUCCGGAGGAUGUACAGCUUGCGAGCCUACUCCCAAACAUCGACGACAUGGACCUCGACUCACUCGAAAGUGUCUUGCCUUUACAAGAGAAAGACUACACGGUGAAGAAGCGGGACGAUCUUGCGGCUACCAUCCAAGCCACAGAUAGGACCAAAUUCGAAGCGUUUCUCGCCCGCAUCUUCAAUUUGAGUUCUGAUCGUUCCAACCACACCAACCUCGACAUCCUUGCGCGGACCGGAAACACCUAUGUCCUAAGAAAGCCGACCAGAUGGUUCAACGAGCUAUGCGGGAAGGACGAGGUACAAAAAUGGCUUCAGGAGCAGAUUGAGUAUGGAAAUCAGGUCUAUUUCGUGAUCGGACUGCACACUGUAUUUGACGCUGCGGUGUCCGAUAACUUAGAACAAACAUCAAAGCUUAGCGGAGACAUUUCGGCAUCUGUUGGUGAUAUUGCCGAUCUACCAGUUUCACCAGCCGUCAAUGUCGGGCUUUCUGCCAGUCAUGAAAGGAAUCAGGGUACCACACAUCGGUGUACCAUGCCCGGGGAGCAGAUAUAUGCAGUACGACUAAAGAAGGUGGUGUAUCGCACUUGGCAAACAAAAGAUGCCAAAAAUGCACGUCUGGCAAAACAUAGCCAUUGGAGAAUGGCCUCCGACAAUAGAAGUUCUGCCGAGGAAAAUUCAGAGAUUGUGGAAGUCUUCCUAGAGGAUUCGGACGAGGGUGAGGAUGACGAAGCGCUUGAUGCUAGUGCAAUGAGCUUCUCUAUCCUUGGUGAAUGAAGGGUAUUGUCCUGGAUCGGGUUCAGUCCAAGACCCUUUCUUCCUGCAGAGUUGAGGUGUAAAGAAUAGAUUCCUUCACGCACCUUGUG
Molecule: messenger RNA, 987 nt
Organism: Aspergillus pseudotamarii
Lineage: Eukaryota; Fungi; Ascomycota; Eurotiomycetes; Eurotiales; Aspergillaceae
Exons: 1
Source: RefSeq, a predicted model, not a curated record